AUGACCAACUCAUCUAGCUCAAAUGACAUACCAAAUAUUGAGAUAAGUAUUCCCACUGAAGUGAGUAAAGAAACUUCACCAGAGACAUGUAUUUCAACUAUUUCCUCUAUCUCAUCAUCUCAAAUCUCUAAUUUGGAAGAUAUAGUAAAUGAGAAUGAUGUAUUUGAUGGCUUUUCAGAUUUUAACUCUGAUGAUA
Molecule: messenger RNA, 196 nt
Organism: Diversispora eburnea
Lineage: Eukaryota; Fungi; Glomeromycota; Glomeromycetes; Diversisporales; Diversisporaceae
Source: the annotation of a GenBank genome assembly